CCUUCUUUCUCAUGCAUUCAUAUGUUCACACAUUUCUAAUCAGCUAUAGGCAAAGUGCUUUAUUUUCCUCUACAGUGCAGCAUAAGGACGAAGAACUGAAUAUGACACGGAAGGGAUAUAGAGUAACAGGACACAUGAAAGGUGGAGAUGAAUACCACAGUGCAAUAGCAUGUGAAGUCACAGUGAACACAUUGUGGUAUUUAAUAAGAAGGGGGGUAUCAUAUUAUCUGUUAAUCAUCAUCUACUAUUGACUCUCCCUAAGGUCAUAAUGACUUAUGUAUGUGGAUUAAGAAUAUAAGUUGAUCUGGGCAUGGGAGGUAGAGGCAGGAAGAUCAGGAGUUCAAAGUCAUCCUUAGCUACAUAGCAAAUUUAAGGUUAGCCUGGGCACUACAUGAAUCUCCAUCUCACUGUUGAAAUCUAUAGGACCUUGGUUUGUAUAAAAGGUUUGGGUUUUACUUGGGGACAUUUGGCAGAUGUUACUCUCCUGGACUUGGACCUUCUCAUCUGUAAGGUGGAAAGGUCGGCGGAAGCAGAAAUGGACUGUGGAUCCCAGAAACACUGCAUGGAGUAACGAUGAUUCCAAGUUUGGCCAGAGGAUGCUUGAGAAGAUGGGGUGGUCUAAAGGAAAGGGUUUGGGGGCUCAGGAGCAAGGAGCCACAGAACAUAUUAAAGUUAAAGUUAAGAACAAUAACCUGGGACUCGGAGCUACAAACAAUAAUGAAGACAACUGGAUUGCUCACCAGGACGACUUCAACCAGCUUUUGGCAGCACUCAACACUUGCCACAGUCAGGAAACAGCAGAUUCUCCAGACAACAAGGAAAAGAAAUCUUUUAGCCUUGAAGAAAAAUCCAAAACCUCCAAAAAUCGGGUUCAUUAUAUGAAAUUCACGAAAGGGAAGGAUCUGUCUUCUCGGAGCGAAACAGACCUGGACUGCAUUUUCGGGAAAAGGAAGAACAAGAAAACUGCUCAGGAUGACUGCAGCACCUCCACUGCCGACGAGGUGGACGCCUCCAUGACUUCGACCACAACCAGUGCCUUCACCAUCCAGGAAUAUUUUGCCAAGAGGAUGGAGCAGUUAAAGAACAAGCCCCAGGCCUUGACUCCAGAGCCUGACAUUUCAGAGACUUCUGUUGAGUGGAAAAAGGGGAAGAAAAAAUCCAAAGAGGCAGCAGGCACAGAUGUGGAGAACUCUCCCCAGCACAAAAUGAAGCAACAUAAAAAGAAAAAGCAUGUGGAAGCAGAGAUGGCGCCUGUGGCCAAGAAGAGAGACCGAGCUGAGCUGCAGCCUGGAUGCCCCAGUGGGGACGAGUGUUCCGAUGCCUCUGUCGGAACUGCAGAAGAUUGUCUGCAACCACCCGACAGCCAGGGUGAUGCUCCAAAGUCCAAGAAGAGGAAAGCAAAGAAAAAGCUGCAAAGGCUAGAAGGGGUAGAAAUAGACAAAGCACUCCUGAAAAAAAAGAAGAAGAAGAAGAAGGCUUCCAGAUGACCUCUCGCUAGCCAGGGCCUCUGACCACUUGGCUGUUAGCACCCUGCAGGGCAAACGCUCUGGCCUGAAGUCAGAGCACAGUGAACCCCAGGCAACUCAGCAUCUUCUAACGUGCCCACAGGUUGCCAGCUCUCACCUUCUAACCGUGUUUUCCCCAAGCCACCUUCCUGAGAGAACUGACUUGAACGUUCUAGAUGACUUUUCAAUAAGUAAAAUAAAUUUCAAUAAACAAAUAGAUUCUUUCUUAUACACUGAA
Molecule: messenger RNA, 1743 nt
Organism: Myodes glareolus (Bank vole)
Lineage: Eukaryota; Metazoa; Chordata; Mammalia; Rodentia; Cricetidae
Gene: Pinx1
Product: PIN2 (TERF1) interacting telomerase inhibitor 1
Cellular component (GO): nucleolus
Molecular function (GO): nucleic acid binding; telomerase inhibitor activity
Source: RefSeq, a predicted model, not a curated record